Messenger RNA from Papilio polytes (common Mormon), 1768 nucleotides. It is a transcript of the gene Stip1, whose product is annotated as stress-induced-phosphoprotein 1-like. Lineage: Eukaryota; Metazoa; Arthropoda; Insecta; Lepidoptera; Papilionidae. Bases 266 to 1768 code for a protein of 500 amino acids. The transcript is spliced from 8 exons. The record is from RefSeq and is a predicted model, not a curated record. Gene Ontology annotation, molecular function: Hsp90 protein binding.
UUGGAACGAAUGAACUUUUGGUUUUUUUAUGCAGUGACCUAUCUCAAGAUAGAGUUCAGUUAUUUUACCAGAACGAGAUACAAGAAUUUUCUCGAAUUUUAAGUGUCAGUGUCGCUCAUUCAUAUUCAUUUGUAUUUCUACAUUUCGGAAGCUCGAAUCAUUGUUAGCGUUGCGAACAAAGAGAAUAACUUGUGUUUCCAAGUGAUUAAGCAAUUAGUGUGAUAAGAAGUUUUAAUUUUUGUAAUAAUAACUUUAGUGCACAAUCAUGGAACAGGUUAACCAAUUAAAGGAAAAGGGGAACGCCGCUUUAGCGUCUGGUGAAUUCGAUCUUGCUGUAAGACAUUACACCGAAGCAAUAAAAUUGGAUCCAAGCAACCAUGUUCUAUUUAGUAAUAGGUCAGCAGCUCACGCCAAAGCAGAAAACUAUGUUGCCGCUCUGGAAGAUGCGAAUAAGACAGUGUCCUUGAAUCCGACUUGGAGUAAGGGAUAUUCGAGAAAAGGCAGUGCAUUAGCAUAUUUGGGUAGAUUUGAGGAAGCAAUCGCGGCUUACGAGAAGGGAUUGGAACUAGAGCCUGGCAACCAGCAGUUAGCAACAGGUCUAGCUGAAGUUAGGAAGCAGGCGGAGUCAAGUAAAUUGGAAACUGCAAAAUUAUUUGAUAAAUUAAAGGCUAACCCUCAGACACGAGAGUGGUUGAAGGACCCUGAUUAUGUACGAAUGGUUCAUAAAUUAGCACUAAAUCCAUUUGACUCGAGAGUUUUAGAAGGAAAAAUGGAUGAUCAGCGUGUUUUAACAACAAUUAGCGUAAUGUUAGGUCUAGAUAUGAGUAUGGAUGUAGAUCCUCCAGCAUCAGAGACAAAGUCCACCCCACCGCCUAAGAAAGAAGAGCCUCCGAAGCCUAAAUAUGAAGAUGUUCCAGAGAACCGUAGACUAGCAUUACAAGAGAAAGAUUUAGGAAAUGACUGUUAUAAGAAAAAGGACUUUGAUAAUGCAAUCAAACAUUACCAGAAAGCUAUUGAACAUGAUUCCACAGAUAUAACAUUCUACACCAACAUGGCUGCGGUUUAUUUUGAAUUGAAAGAGUAUGAGAAUUGCAUUAAAGAAUGUGAGAAGGCAAUUGAUAUUGGUAGAGAAAAUAGGGCUGACUUCAAAUUAAUAGCUAAGGCUUUCACUAGAAUUGGUAAUGCAUAUAAGAAAAUGGAGCAAUGGAAGUUAGCAAAGACAUACUAUGAGAAGUCAAUGUCUGAGCACAGGACUCCGGAGAUAAAAACAUUGUUAAGUGAGGUGGAACGCCGCAUUGUUGAAGAAGAGAAGAAAGCUUAUAUCGACCCAGUGAAAUCUGAACAAGAAAAGGAACUUGGAAAUGAAUACUUUAAGAAAGGUGACUACAGUACAGCGGUGAAACACUACACGGAGGCGAUCCGCCCAAUAGUGUGGUUAAUUGUUAAAAAUCCACUGGUUAUAUGUAUGUCGCAGGGCAUGCAGCAGCAGGGCAAGGCGCUGGCGGCGUACCAGAAGGCGCUGGAGCUGGACCCCAGCAACGCGGAGGCGCUGGAGGGCUACCGCGCUUGCUCCACGCAGCUCAACUCCAACCCGGAGGAGGUCUGUAUAUUGCAUUACUUUAAUAGGUCCACUCAUUGUAUCUUUCAUUUUAAUGUUUUGGUAAACAGAGGUGAAAUCCCACAUAAUUAUACUUCAUACAAAUAUUAUAAAUGUUCUAGUGGACCAUUCCAGUGUGCUUUUGCUCUCAGAGUCCCCGACACGAGGUAA